Chaetomium fimeti is the source of this 1312-nucleotide messenger RNA. Its product is annotated as mitochondrial carrier domain-containing protein. Bases 350 to 1312 code for a protein of 320 amino acids. Gene Ontology annotation, molecular function: S-adenosyl-L-methionine transmembrane transporter activity. The record is from RefSeq and is a predicted model, not a curated record. Gene Ontology annotation, cellular component: mitochondrial inner membrane. NCBI's taxonomy places the organism in Eukaryota, Fungi, Ascomycota, Sordariomycetes, Sordariales, Chaetomiaceae. The transcript has a single exon.
ACAGAGUGCCUGCCGGAAUCGGCGGCUCAGCUCGGCCUAAAAAAGCAACAGAAUAUCACAGCACCGCACCUCAACACCACGCCCAAACACCCACCCGUCGACAUCACCAUGGUCCCAUGACUACUAUUCACAGCUAAUAACAAUCCCAACCCUCCCGCCAGCCAUUGGCCCACCACCGUCGUGCAAACCUUCCAACCACCCACCCGAACAACGACCCCAUACGCCCAACCAACUCCUCCCUCAGCGAAACCCCCAUUAGUCACACGACCACACCACGAAACAAACCACAACCACAACCACAACCUGAGCCCCAACCACAGCGCACGCACGCACACAAAAAAAAAGAAAAAUGGCCACGGCCCCGCAACCACCCCCCUUCCAAACCGCCCUCCUCGCCGGCGCCCUCGCCGGCACGACGGUCGACCUCUCGCUCUUCCCGCUCGACACACUCAAAACCCGCCUACAAUCCUCCACCGGCUUCUUCGCCUCGGGCGGCUUCCGGGGCAUCUACCGCGGAGUCGGGUCCGCAGUCGUCGGCUCCGCUCCGGGGGCCGCCUUCUUCUUCUGCACGUACGAGGCGAGCAAGGCCUUUUUGGCUUCCUCGCCCACCUUCUCCCCCUCCCCCCACCAAAACGGGAGCAGCAGCGGCGGCCACCAGGCGAUGAUCCACAUGGCCGCCGCCUCGCUGGGGGAGAUCGCGGCGUGCGCGGUGCGGGUGCCGACCGAGGUGGUCAAGCAGCGGGCGCAGGCCGGGCAGCACGGGGGCUCGUCGCUGCGGUCGCUGCGGCACAUCCUGGCGCAGCGGCACAGCGGGGUGGGGUUGGUGGGCGUGUGGCGCGAGCUGUACCGCGGGUGGGGCAUCACGGUGAUGCGCGAGGUGCCCUUCACCAUCCUGCAGUUCCCGCUGUGGGAGGCGCUCAAGGGCUGGGGCCGCGAGCGGCGCGUGCGUACCGGGCGGGGGUUGUUUGGGGAUGUGAGUGCCCAUCCGGUUCAUGCGGGCGGUGGUGGGCAGGGCGGGGGCGUGGUUGGGGAGGUCAGCGCGGCCGAGUCGGCGCUGUAUGGGAGUAUAUCGGGUGGUGUGGCGGCGGCGGUGACGACGCCGUUGGAUGUGCUCAAGACGAGGGUCAUGCUGAGCUCGCAGAGGGAGACCAUGGCGAGCAUAGUGCGGACGAUACUGAGGGAGAACGGGGUCAGGCCGUUCUUUGCGGGUAUCGGGCCGAGGGUCAUGUGGAUUAGUGCUGGCGGCGCGAUAUUCUUGGGCAGCUACCAGUGGGCGGUAAACGCGCUGGAGAAAAGCAGGCUGGUAAUAUGA